Molecule: messenger RNA, 666 nt
Organism: Aspergillus bombycis
Lineage: Eukaryota; Fungi; Ascomycota; Eurotiomycetes; Eurotiales; Aspergillaceae
Exons: 2
Coding region: 1-666 (221 amino acids)
Source: RefSeq, a predicted model, not a curated record
AUGUGGCCCUCUGAGAAGCAUAACUUAGGUGAUUAUAGUCUCUUUCAUCCAGAAGGCGAUCCUAUCGACCAGGACCUGGAAUAUCAGCAGGUUACUAUACCCUUUGUGUCAGUCGGAUACGAGAGUCCAGAACAAACCUCCAGACCAAUAGAUCUUAUCCCAUACAAUUGCUUUCCCAAUCUCGACAGAGAAUCAUGCCGUCGAACUAGUCCGGAGCUCGCAGUGACCAAUGUCAACCCAAUUCUGUUGACUGCAUUGGAUCACCCUACCAACGUUCCGGGGUGUAAUGGCACACAGGCAAUUUCCAACCAGGGGGUCCAUACCACCCGUAGGACAGGCGUUCUAGAUCUGCAAAAGCGAAUGCAAAAAUAUCCAACGAUAACUGGCGAUGGCACGCCUGCCCGUAAUAGGAAUCUCUGUAAGGGACGUAAAAUAACUGAACGCAACACCGGCCGCGAGUACUCUACGAAAUAUCGCUGCGAAUGGGCGGGAUGCAGAUAUACUGGUGUCUUCGGACGUAAGGAAGAUUUGAAGCGGCAUAUAUUCAAAAUUCAUGUUUCGCCGCGCUCGUAUGAAUGCCCUGUGGGGAACUGUCGGAGGGCUUUCAACCGGAAUGACAAUCUGCAGAGUCAUUUGAAGAGGGUGCACCCGGUCCCAUGGGGUUGA